Molecule: messenger RNA, 1692 nt
Organism: Naegleria lovaniensis
Lineage: Eukaryota; Heterolobosea; Eutetramitea; Acrasida; Naegleriidae
Exons: 6
Coding region: 1-1692 (563 amino acids)
Source: RefSeq, a predicted model, not a curated record
AUGAGUACCAGUACUAACCAUCGAACGAGUACAAGUAAUACGCAUGCCUCCGAUCCGAUAGUAUCCUCCUCCAAUCAUGAUGAUCUCCAUAGUCGAUUGGUCGCUGGAGUUACUGAACAGCCAAAGGCUUUUGCCAUGAAGGACAAGGUCGUUCCAGUGAAUAAGGACUCAUUUGAUUCCGAUAGCCACUUUUAUCCAAAAACGAUCAAUGCUCAAGUGAGUGAAAUUGUGAGCGAUUUUAUGAUGUUAGGUAACUCAAGAAUAUUGAAACGAUAUCUUCAUUUAAAUCCUCAGGUUGAUGAAAAACAUUUAACUGAACUCCUCUCCUACAAACCCAAAUUCUUUCACUGGUCCGGAGCUGAUUUAUUCAACGUGACCAACUCUCAAGGUUUGAGAAAGAUGGUUCUCAUUGAAACCAACAGUUGUCCAAGCGGUCAAAAAUCCAUGCCUGUUCUCAAUAUGCAUGACGAUCAUGGUGGUUACAGAACUCUUAUCGAAAAAACAUUCAAACCCAUGCUGGAAGAGCAUGAAAAACAACUCGGAAGCAAUACAGUUCCCAAUGGAAAAUUGGCUGUCAUUUAUGAUAAGAAUAAGAUGGAAACUAGUGGCUAUGCGGCUACAAUUGCUGAUGUUUUCGGAGAGACUGUCUACUUGGUUGAAUUUCUUGCAAGUGACAAAGAUCCACCCGUUCGUUUUGUUGAGAAUGGACAGAUUUUACAAAUUCGUGACAAGGAUAACAAUUGGAUCAAUAUUCGUGGUUGUUUCCGUUAUGUCACGCAACGACCAUGGGACAGAUUGCCAAUUUCCAAAGUUCGAACCAUGAUUAUGAAUCCAGUCAUUUGUUGUCUUGCUGGAGGAAGAAACAAAUUAUUGGCCGCCAAGGCAUAUGAUUUUUUAAACAGUCAAUACAAUGGCUAUGGAAUUCGUCUUAAUACCCCAAGAACCAUUAGAGAUGUUGAGAAGAAAAUUGUUCCCAUUUGGGUUGAAUCAUUUGGAGGUUAUGCAGUUGUUAAAAAUCCAUAUUCGAAUGGUGGGCAGGGAGUGUGGACCAUUACUUCACCACAAGAAUUGGAAGAAUUUAUGAAAACUGAAGAUCGUUACGAUCAAUUUAUUGUUCAAUCGUUAAUUGGAAAUUCAAAAUGGUCUUCUCACACACAUCAAGGUCAAUUGUAUCACGUUGGAACAGUACCCGAUUCAAAGCGAAAUAUUUAUGUGGCUGAUUUAAGAAUGAUGAUCAUGUACGAUUUUGCAAAAGGAGGCUUUUCUCCUGUUGCUCUUUAUGCAAGAAAAGCAAAGAGUCCACUCACGGAUGAUAUUGAAGGCAAAGAUUCGUGGGACAUGUUGGGUACCAAUCUCUCCAUCAAACUUGGUCAAGAUAAAUGGGAUACUGAUCAAAAAAGAUUAAUUAUUUGUGAUAGAAAAGACUUUUCUAAAUUGGGACUCGGUGUUGAUAAUUUAAUUGACGCUUUCAUUCAAACUGUAUUGGCCACUGUUGCUAUUGACAAGCUUGCAACCCGACUCAUCACUGAAAAUCAAAGAUUUGACAGAGAUUUGUUCUUUAGCUUGAAUCGUGACGAUGCCUUGUUGCAUGAAAUUUGCCGAAUUGGUGACGAGCAAGACAAUGACGAAAAAAGUGUCAAUCAUGAUGUGGAGCGAACCAAAUUCACAGCCACCCUUAACUUGAACGAAUAA